Messenger RNA from Didymodactylos carnosus, 606 nucleotides. NCBI's taxonomy places the organism in Eukaryota, Metazoa, Rotifera, Eurotatoria, Philodinida, Philodinidae. The record is from the annotation of a GenBank genome assembly.
AUGCCUGAUAACAGUUAUGUGAUAAAACAAGGUAUUAUUUCAAGGGUUGCAGAAUUUGUUGAGACAUUAAAAGCAUUAGAACAAAAAUAUAAAACAUCAGUGAAACAAAAACAAUUAAAUUUACCGAUAAUGAAUAGUAACACAAUGAAGAAUACAAAUAAUAAUACUUUAAAUCAAACAUCCUCAUCCAUAACAACUAAUAAUACUCAAACACCAACAAUAACGAUUCCAAUAUCAACACAAGUUGUAUCGCUACUUUCUCGAUGCUCAUCAUCGCCUAUUUCAAUUUACAAUGUCCAACAAAAAUAUUUAGAAGUAGUAACAAAUGCGGGAGAUAAACGGUAUUUAAAACGAAAAGAUGAAGAUGUUGAUGAAAUGGUUGAUGAAACUGAUGAUAACAAUGAGAUUACUGAUGACGAAACAAAGUCAAUACAAAAUGAUAAUGAGAAAGAAAAUACAAAAUCCUCAUCUUCCUUAGCGUCGCCAUUAACAACAAUUGAUACACGUUUAAGUUUAAAAAGAAAAUAUAAAUCGGCUACUGAGGAUAGUAAUCGAGAAAAUCUAAACACAAAAUCGUCUUUGCCUAACAAGAAGAAAAAAGUCUAA